CAGUCCGAGCUAUCUGCAGUGUUUUUGCAUAUUACUUUAUUUUGAGAACUAUCACCAUCUGAGAAAGAGAGAGAGAGAUACAAUUGGAGAAUGUGGUAUGUAGUCUGAACCACAGCUGACAGGUGCUGCACUGGCACUAGAUGUGUAUCCUUUAUCGAACAGAAGCAAAAGCACUAAGCUCUCUGCCUGCCUUCGGAUUUAGUCCAAAUGAAUGCAAACCAUCACGUGGGACCCAGCCAAGCAAUGACGUGAAAUUCUGCUCUGUCAGAAGACAGCAUCUGUCAAAGCCCACAUUUAAACUGCUGCUUGCCUGUGCAGCAGCUGAAGAACUAUGGAUUGGAUUUUGCUGAACAAAACCUUAAGCUAAAAGCUUUCCCCCCCACCCCUCGCUUCAAGUCAUCCCUUUCGGUUACUGCCUAGCAACAAUGAAGGAAGAGGGGUAAAUCCCGUUAUCAAAUGCAAGCCAACAGUUCCAGCUUCUAGCUCAUGCUGUUCUGCCUGGCAUCACCACUAGAAAUAUGGAUACUGAAGAGAAAACAGAGCACUGCAUUGUCCAGCAAGGGAAACACCAACUGUAAAAGCGUCAAUGCUUCCAUUGUCAGAAGCAGACAAUACCAGUCGGAAUGGAGGCAAGAAAUGCUGCUUCUGUCUCUUGAAAGAUGACCGGAGAAAAACCAAGGCAAACACGCUGGUGAGGAGGGAAGGUAGCGGAGCAGGAAGCAUACAGAUGGACACACUGGAUACCGUGAAAAGCAGUCGCAGGCAGCAGGCUGCUGGAGGAGAGAUGUGCGCAUGGCCGAUAGCAUCUUUUGGGCUGAAGGGAUGGCGUGCCAAAACUACUUGCAGUGGGCAUAAUCCUCUCACCACAAAUGGCUUGACAAAGGAAGACAAGCAUCAGAAUGGCAAACUGGGUAAGAUGUUGGGAUAUGGAUUCGAAGGUGCAAUCAUGUGAUUUGGGAGUUGGUGAUUCGCUAACAAGCUUUCCACAACGGAAGAUGAACACCAAGAAAUAGCAGUGGAUCCGAAAACAAAGCAUUUCCUUCAAUCAUUCUCACAUCCCAUUUCUGGAUACUUACAACAUGCUUCAGUGGAGAAGGAGGCAUUGCUGCUUUGCCAAGAUGACCUGGAAUACCAAGCGGUCUCUGUUUCGCACCCAUUUCAUUGGCUUACUCUCCCUCGUGUUCCUUUUUGCUAUUUUCCUGUUUUUUAAUCACCAUGACUGGCUGCCUGGCCGAGGUGGAUUCAAAGAAAACCCUGUGGCUUACACUACACGGGGAUUUAGAUCGAUGAGAGGCGAAACAAACCACAGCUCUUUGAGGACCAUUUGGAAGGAUGCAGUUCCUCAGACCCUCAGGCCGCAGGCGAUGGCUAAUUCCAACAAUACGGAGCUGUCGCCUCAAGGAGUUACUGGUUUAGAGAACACACUGAGUGCCAAUGGGAGCAUUUACAACGUGCGAGGCACUGGACAUCCGACGUCAUAUCACUUUAAGUAUAUUAUCAACGAGCCUGGGAAAUGCCAGGAGAAAAGCCCCUUUCUAAUACUGCUCAUAGCUGCAGAACCAGGGCAGGUGGAAGCUCGACAAGCUAUAAGACAAACCUGGGGAAAUGAGAGCUUGGCGCCUGGGAUCCAAAUUGUUCGGAUUUUUUUGCUGGGUUUAAGUGUUAAGCUGAAUGGAUACCUUCAGAGAGCCAUCCUGGAGGAAAGCAGGCAAUACCACGAUAUUAUCCAACAAGAAUACUUAGAUACUUACUACAACUUAACCAUCAAAACACUGAUGGGGAUGAACUGGGUGGCAACCUACUGCCCCAAUGUCCCCUACGUUAUGAAAACAGACAGUGACAUGUUUGUCAAUACAGAGUAUUUAAUACAUAAGCUUCUGAAGCCAGAAUUUCCUCUCCGGCACAAAUACUUUACGGGCUAUCUAAUGAGGGGGUAUGCACCCAAUCGGAACAAGGAUAGCAAGUGGUAUAUGCCGCCUGAUCUAUAUCCGAGUGAACGGUACCCUGUAUUCUGCUCUGGGACUGGCUAUGUGUUUUCUGGAGAUUUAGCAGAAAAAAUAUUUAAGGUCUCACUGAGUAUCAGACGUUUGCACUUAGAGGAUGUAUAUGUGGGCAUCUGCCUUGCCAAGCUGCGAAUUGACCCCAUGCCCCCACCCAACGAGUUUGUCUUCAAUCACUGGCGGGUUUCUUAUUCCAGCUGUAAAUACAGUCACCUAAUUACCUCCCAUCAGUUCCAGCCUAGUGAACUGAUCAAAUACUGGAAUCAUUUACAACAGAAUAAGCACAAUGCCUGUGCCAACUCAGCAAAAGAAAAAGCGGGCAAGUAUCGGCAUCGUAAACUUCAUUAGAACGCACCCUCCUCCUAAAAAUAUUCCAUGUGCAAUUUGUAAAAAAAAAUAAAAAAAUAAAGAGAAAAGGGAAAAGGCUGAAAGCAUGUAUAGUGAAAAAAAAUGUGCUUGAGAAGGACAAUAUUUAACACCAAGCACUUAAUGAUGUUUGAAAAUUAUUUUUUUAAUUUAAAAGGGAAAAAAUCUAACUCUUGGAAAUAAUAUUAUGAUGGAAGUAUUAAUCAAGAAGUUUUCAAAAUCUGGGAGAUUAGAGAAAGAUGGUCUCAAGAUAUUUGUGUUAAUGUGCAAUAAUAAGCAUGCACAGUUUGGUGGUACAAUUGCUAUUUUAUGUGCCAAUAAAAUUAACUGCGCAAAUAUUA
Messenger RNA from Podarcis muralis (Common wall lizard), 2707 nucleotides. It is a transcript of the gene B3GALT2, whose product is annotated as beta-1,3-galactosyltransferase 2. Gene Ontology annotation, cellular component: Golgi membrane. Gene Ontology annotation, biological process: protein O-linked glycosylation. The record is from RefSeq and is a predicted model, not a curated record. Gene Ontology annotation, molecular function: N-acetyl-beta-D-glucosaminide beta-(1,3)-galactosyltransferase activity. NCBI's taxonomy places the organism in Eukaryota, Metazoa, Chordata, Lepidosauria, Squamata, Lacertidae.